This is a messenger RNA of Octopus bimaculoides (California two-spot octopus), 557 nucleotides long. Its product is annotated as opioid growth factor receptor-like protein 1. Gene Ontology annotation, molecular function: opioid growth factor receptor activity. Gene Ontology annotation, cellular component: membrane. The record is from RefSeq and is a predicted model, not a curated record. NCBI's taxonomy places the organism in Eukaryota, Metazoa, Mollusca, Cephalopoda, Octopoda, Octopodidae.
ACACGGCGGCGGCGACUGUGAGCGCUGCUGCUGCUGUUCGUGUUAUUGUAGAGAAAUGUCAGGGACGAUACACGCUUGUUGUGGGAACUUUAGAGAUGGUAUCUGGUUUUGCUAUGUGAGGCUUUGUUGUGGACAUUACCACCACCGAAAUUUGAUGUUUUACAAGAAUGAAAUUCCACUGCCAAACAACGAUAAAACCAUUGAAGAUGUCUUGACUGGUUGGUUUGGAGACUACGAGUCUCUUGAAGAGGACCCACUUUAUUUUUACUGGUUGUUUCCAUCGCGUACAGUCCGUUCCAACCUCUACCAACAGACGUUAACAAACCACGAAGCCAGGGAAAUAAAGACAGACAUCCUGUUAAAGAGCAGGGUACACAGGGCGUUCACUAUGAUGUUGGAUUUCUUUGGAAUACACCUCAGUGAUGAUGGUCACUUUAAACUGGCUGACAAUUUCUGGUUUCGACGUGGUAUCUUUGAGCAGUAAGCCAUUCCUUUCUUAACUAUUUUUCAUGUUUAUUCCAGUAUUUAACGGUAAAUCUAGCUCACCGUCUCGUCCU